AUGUCGACGCACAAGCUCGUGGGCUAUGCCAACUUCAAGAGGAACAACCCCAUGACGGACAAGUUCGCCGUGAAGAAGUUCCAUCAUAUCGAGUUCUACUCGGGCGAUGCGCUCAACGUGUCGCGACGCUGGGCGCUCGGUCUGGGCAUGGCGCUGGUGGCCAAGUCUGACCAAUCGACGGGCAACGGCACCUACGCGAGCUACGUGAUGCAGAGCCACGACAUCAAGCUCGUCUUCACCGCUCCCUACACCACUGCCGGCGACAAAUCGCAGUCCAAGAUCGCUCAUCCUCAAUUCGACACUGCCAAGGCCCAGGCCUUCUUCAACAAGCACGGUGUCGCCGCAUCGGCGGUCGGCAUCGAGGUCGAAGAUGCGGCCGAGGCCUACCGCAUCGCCGUCGAGAACGGCGCGGUGAGCAUCGCCGAGCCGGCCACCCUCGUCAACGAGGCCACCGGCGCCAAGACCGUCGUGUCCGAGGUCCUGCUCUACACCAAGGGUGACGUCGCUCUGCGAUUCAUCUCCUUCUCGGAGGGCUACGACCACCCCUUCCUGCCGGGCUACGAGACCGUCACCGACCAGGGUCCGCGUCUCAACUACGGCAUCAAGCGCAUCGAUCACGCCGUCGGUAACGUGCACAAUCUCAUCGAGCAGAUCGACUACGUGGCCAAGAUCACCGGCUGGCACGAGUUUGCCGAGUUCACCGCCGAGGACGUGGGCACCGUCGAUUCGGGCCUCAACAGCAUGGUGAUGGCCUCCAACAACGAGAUGGUGCUGCUGCCCUUCAACGAGCCCACCUUUGGCACCAAGCGCAAGUCGCAGAUCCAGACCUACCUCGAGCAGAACGACGGCGAGGGUCUCCAGCAUCUCGCGCUCAAGACCGACGACAUCUUCGCCACCAUGCGCAAGCUCAAGGCCGCCACCAACCUCGGCGGCUUCGACUUCAUGCCGCCCGCCUCGCCCGCCUACUACAAGAACCUCCCCGAGAAGAUCGGCGACGCGCUCACCCCCGACCAGUACAAGGAGCUCGAGGAGCUCGGCCUGCUCGCCGACAAGGACGACCAGGGCGUGCUGCUCCAGAUCUUCACCAAGCCCUGCUCGGACAGGCCCACCUUCUUCAUCGAGAUCAUCCAGCGCAUCGGCUGCAUGACCAAGAACCAGAAGGGCGAGGAGGAGCAGACCGGCGGCUGCGGCGGCUUCGGCAAGGGCAACUUCUCCGAGCUCUUCAAGUCCAUCGAGGACUACGAGAAGACCCUCACCUGCUGA
Molecule: messenger RNA, 1263 nt
Organism: Acanthamoeba castellanii str. Neff
Lineage: Eukaryota; Discosea; Longamoebia; Acanthamoebidae
Product: 4hydroxyphenylpyruvate dioxygenase
Exons: 1
Coding region: 1-1263 (420 amino acids)
Biological process (GO): L-tyrosine catabolic process
Molecular function (GO): 4-hydroxyphenylpyruvate dioxygenase activity
Source: RefSeq, a predicted model, not a curated record